Messenger RNA from Xiphias gladius (swordfish), 2513 nucleotides. It is a transcript of the gene bin2a, whose product is annotated as bridging integrator 2a. Gene Ontology annotation, molecular function: protein binding; phospholipid binding. The coding region runs from base 254 to 1687 and encodes 477 amino acids. The record is from RefSeq and is a predicted model, not a curated record. The transcript has 13 exons. Gene Ontology annotation, cellular component: plasma membrane; phagocytic cup; cytoplasm. Gene Ontology annotation, biological process: plasma membrane tubulation; podosome assembly; phagocytosis, engulfment. Lineage: Eukaryota; Metazoa; Chordata; Actinopteri; Istiophoriformes; Xiphiidae.
CUGCAGACUCAGGGCAGUUGGGACAUGGCACACAGCUCUUCUUGUUGCAAAGUAAGGCGUGUUCAAUAAAUCUUUUACCCAGGACACUGCAAACAAUUGGUUCCAAAGUUCAAGGGUAAGAACAACCAGGAGCGCAGAGCAGAGUGGGGGACCAGAAGAGGACGAGUAGAAGAAGUGUCAAGUGACUCAUUUGGGAAAAUAUAGAGAAAUCAGUCACUGGUGCCGACAGGGAUAAACCCGAACGAGACAAAACAUGGCAGAGAGCACGAGUCCAAAAGGCAACUCUGGAGACUUUGCCAAAAAAGUCCAACGACAGCUGAGCAGAAGCAAAGAAAAGGUACUGCAAAGGCUGGGAAAGACUGUGGAGACCAGAGACAACCAAUUUGAACUUUGUCACCACCAGUUUAAUGACCAGCAGGUUGAUGGGAACCGGAUCUACAAGGACCUGAGGAACUACAUCAAUGCGGUCAGAGACAUGCGCGAAGCAUCCAGGCGCCUCUCCCAGUCUCUGUUCGAUGUUUAUGAAAACGACUGGGCUGGAGAGGAAGACUUGGGAGCUAUUGUGGAGGGGGAGGAUCUCCUGUGGAAUGACUACGAGGUGAAGCUAUUAGACCAGGCCGUGCGCACCAUGGAGUCCUAUGUGAGCCAAUUCCCAGAUGUCAGGGAGAAAGUGGCCAAGAGGGGAAGAAAACUGGUGGACUACGACUCUUCCCGCCACCACCUGGAGGCACUGCAGACUGCGAAGAGGAGGGACGAUGUCAAGAUAAACAAGGCAGAGGAGGAGAUGAAUUAUGCCAAAAGCGUCUAUGAAGGCAUCAACAAUGAGCUAAAAGAAGAGCUGCCUGUGCUCCAUGACAGCCGCAUCGGAUGCUACGUGGCUGUCUUCUCAGCCUUGUCAAAUCUACGAGACAUCUUCUACAAGGAAAUGCGCACCCUCAAUCUUGAUCUACAGAAUGUGACAAAGGAGCUGCAGGCUCAGCAUCCAGACAAAGUCUUUGCUGUGAAGGGGAUCCAGCGAUAUGGCUCCCUGAGGAGACGAACUCUGAUGUCCCACAAGGCCUGGAAAGCCAGCUUUUCUGAGUUUCACAAGAGCUACAGUCCCAAAACUGGCCAGAGGUUUAGUUUCAGGUCCCCAGACAAACCUUCCCGCAGCACCCUGUCCAGAGACAGCAGCUACCUCUCAGUCUCCCCGCAAUCGCCAACGCUGGAGAGCCCCACCUGCGAGUCCAGAGACCUGGACACUGAACUGAGCGACGGUGAGGCCUACAGCUCGCCUGCCCAGGAAGACGGUGCAUCGGAGAUGGGCGGAAAUGAGCUGAAGUCUGGAGAAGACAGUAAUCAGGUGGAAGAGGAGAAGGGUGGGAAAGAAGAGGAGACUACACCAAAGCCUCCUGCGGAAUCUGAUGAUAAGGGGGACGCUGAGAAAGCUCCAGAAAGUGAGAGCAGCUCUGAACUGAAUAACUCCUGUGAUUCAGAGAGCCUGGAGCUCCAGCUGUCUGCUGCAGACAAUGGGCCGCUGCACAUUGAAGAAAGAGAAGACAGCCCAGUAACCCUCGACACUCCUAAAUCAAAUGGACUGGAGAACGGUGAAGUCUCGGAGGUUGACACAAAGGACCUGGGCGUUCCUCACAAGGAUGCUCCUGCAGAGAAACAAACAUCCCUGGACUCCAAAAGCACAAUGGUGUGAAGUUUUCACACUUUGAUGCAAGAAUAUAAUAGCGCAGAAGACAUUGACGCCAACAGCUGCACAAGAGAAAAAAUGUGGAGACAGUCGCACUGACAUGUCCAACAAUUGUCAUGAAUCAUGUUCUGAGCAUUGACUUGUUGCUGUUAGUUUUAUUAUUUAUCUUUUAUUGAAAUCAAUUGUAAAUAUAUAUUAAAGUAGUAAAGUAUAUAGUCUCUUUGGGUUAAACUUUUCAUACUUUUGGAAACCCCUGGUUUCAUCUUAAUUAUCCUUUCAAAAGUAUUGCAUCAUAUCCUGUACCAAACAAGUACAUUUCUUUUAAUUUCAUGUGUGUAGUGUUGCAGACAUAAAUGCACUAUUAGGUUUACAUUGUUAGAAAACUGUCCAACUGACUACAACAUGGUCAAUGUACAAAGAUGUACCGUGCUGUGGUCUCAGUUUCAUGAGGAACGGAGCUAAACUCCGUGCUCAUGUUGCCUUUGACCUAAAGACUGGAACUAAAUAGAAGUUUCAGUGAUUUUCUUGUAUUUACUUUUUACUUUUUUGAAUUUCAUUUUAUUUUUUAUCCAGUUUUCAUGGCAGGGAUUCAUUUUUUUUAUUCAAAAUUUUAUUGCGGAAUUAAAUGUUUGAUCCUUUCUGCUCACAAAAUGGGAAUCUAUUAAUUAGGUGUACACUUUGAAGAUAAAUCACCAUCAAUUAUCAUUUUUUGUAAUCCCAUUUAUUUCUCAGUUGUUUAUUUAAUUUUAAUUAGACGAUGAAUAUGCACAUCUAAAGCUAUGGUCUACAGUAGAGGAAUUACUGUGAAAUAUGUACGCAAAAAAUAAUAAAA